AUGAGUUGCUGGCAUGAUCAUUUCAGCCUGUCGAAAGAUAGUGCACUUGUGAAGCUAUUGGAAUGGAUCACCGCAUACUGUCCACGUCAAAAUUAUGGCAUUUGGUUGUAUACCAACACUUCUGUGUUGUUAUGGUCUCUCUUGCUGCUUGCCGAAUUGUGCAUGACGGAUGAUCCUAGUCGCACUCGAGAUCGGAUUGAAGGAACUGAAGCAUAUUUGGUCUACAGUUUCGGAGUAAUGCUGGUCUGGAAUCUAGGAGCUGGAUUGCACUUGUUGGAUCAUUUCUAUGUUCAUCAGAUUGUGGCUCGGUGGAAUGGACAAGGACACGAAGUUCAAUACUGCAGACCAGAAGAGCGAAGAUUGCUAAAUUCCUGUAAUAAGGAUAAUGCGAAUGAUGAGGAUCCUGAAAUAGCCGCCACCAAUCAUGAAGAGAGUACUUCCAAAAGCAAUCAUCAAAGUUCAAACAAGACGAUAGACCUUUGUGCCAUUCUGUUUGAAUUCAUUCUGUCCGUCUACUUUUUGGACUACUCACGACGAGCUUUCCGCAAGUGGAAUACUGCAGACAAAGAUGUGGCAGAUGAAUUCCUUAACACCAUCAUCAACAUUGGCGCCUUUUCGUAUCAGGUGGUUCGGAUAUGGAAGAUUCGACAGGGAGACAUUGCGAGAGAGUUGGCGGAAAUGGCAGCAGAAGAAGACAGUCAUGACGAACACCAUGCUGAUACAGAGUUUGAGGAGGUACACUUCAAUACUGUAUACUACUCAACUUGGUCAAUCGGAAAUCUUCAUGGACUUGAAAUUGUCGAUCAUACGACUGAAGAAGAAAAAGAUGAACUUCUACAAGGGACAGGCACUUGA
Messenger RNA from Cylindrotheca closterium, 855 nucleotides. The record is from the annotation of a GenBank genome assembly. NCBI's taxonomy places the organism in Eukaryota, Bacillariophyta, Bacillariophyceae, Bacillariales, Bacillariaceae.